Hylaeus volcanicus is the source of this 1500-nucleotide messenger RNA. RefSeq lists its product as uncharacterized. The record is from RefSeq and is a predicted model, not a curated record. The coding region runs from base 202 to 1494 and encodes 430 amino acids. NCBI's taxonomy places the organism in Eukaryota, Metazoa, Arthropoda, Insecta, Hymenoptera, Colletidae. Gene Ontology annotation, molecular function: protein binding. The transcript is spliced from 9 exons.
AAUAAAGUGAAAACAAUAUUGGUGUAUAAGAAGUUUUUUUUUAAUUUUAAUAUAAAAAAAAAUGCAUUCGUUUUAAACAUGAUUCAAAAAUGAAGUUGAAAAAUUUUUAAAAUGGAAAAUUUCUAGUGUAGCAGAAUUGUCUAUCCCACUUGAUUCGUAGCAAUUUUUGAAAGUUUAAGUCUUUCAAAAUUGUUGACAUUGAUGACAUCGUCAAAUGUAUCUUGUGGAAUGUAUCCUUCCUCAAACGAGCCUCUACGAAAAAAAUCUCGUAGAGGUCUUUCUUUUCGUCCAAAUUUGUGUACUCGUACUCGUCAACAUCUUUGCUCUAUCCCCCUUACUGAAACCCUAACAAGUCUUAUGAUGGAUGCAUUAACUUUAUUAAAGAGACGUGACCGAUUUAAGAUUUUUCAUCAACCUGUUGAUGUGAAUCUAGUUCCCGAGUACCUUACUAUUGUUGAACAUCCUAUGGACUUUAGUAAAAUAGAAUUUAAAAUUCAAAAUGGAGACUAUAUGAGUAUGUUUUUUCUUCUUAUAAAACAACCUGUUGCUUGGUUUCUUCUGGUCUUAGUCAAAGAUUUUUUUUUGUUCAUAGAUUUCUCUGACAUGAGCCGAGAUGUCGAUUUAAUUUUUUCUAACUGCAAGCGUUUUAAUGCUACCAAUACAAUUUUUUUUAAACAAGCGGUUUCAAUUAGUUUAUGGUGGAAGAAGUUAAAACAACAAUAUCAAGAAAGGGCAUAUACAGAGCAUCACUCUUCCAUUCAAUCAAUUCCAUCCUCAAUUCCAAACGUUGCGAAAACAACUCCUAACGAUUUCCGUGAUCAGACAAACACAAGCAAACAAAAGCCAGUGCAACUAAAAAGGCGUCGUUUGCCUUAUGUUAAAUGUAAAUAUAAAUGUAUCCCUCCUCGCGAUACACCUUUAUCUCUCGGGGAUAUUUUACAACAUUAUGGAGAAAAAGGAAUUAUACAGAAUUUUCUUCAAGCUGAUAACAUGUCAAAAAUUUUUUUUUUUUUUACACAUCAUUUGGUAUCUUCGAGUAAACUGAAACUAUUAUCCAUACAAAAUUUUUCGUCAUCUACCAUAACAGUUCUCAAAAAUGAUAAAAAAGAUUGCGAGAAGUCGCAACCAGAGGUAUAUUCAUCUUUAAUUCAGUCUAUUACGAAAUUUCUAGGACCAAAUAUUAGUCACAUUUUAGCACCAGAGCUUCCUUCCGUUCAAAAUUUUUUUUUUCAACAUCAAGCUCAAUGGGAAAACCCUGUUACAAAACAAGAACAAAAACAGGAACAACAAGAGGUUUUACCUAAGGUUACACCAUUCUCGACGGAAAGGACGAAAAUUGGGUCGGGUAUAUCAAGUGAACAAUUAUUGCCUUCAUACGGGGACCCUAUAAGAUACAGUGGUACUACUUACGGUUCCGUCCAGUUAAAAAAGGGAAAUUCUUUUACAUAUGAAGCUAGUCAAUCAAAUCAGGUAGCGCCAACACCAUAUUGGUGAUAUUUU